Messenger RNA from Aspergillus steynii IBT 23096, 8231 nucleotides. RefSeq names its product putative myosin class II heavy chain (MHC). Gene Ontology annotation, molecular function: hydrolase activity, hydrolyzing O-glycosyl compounds. Gene Ontology annotation, biological process: carbohydrate metabolic process. The record is from RefSeq and is a predicted model, not a curated record. The transcript has 5 exons. NCBI's taxonomy places the organism in Eukaryota, Fungi, Ascomycota, Eurotiomycetes, Eurotiales, Aspergillaceae. Gene Ontology annotation, cellular component: cytoskeleton. Bases 219 to 7775 code for a protein of 2518 amino acids.
CUUUUCAGGAACCCUUUCUCCCUCCCCUUUCUUUAUUGAUUUACCUAUCUUAUUUUUAUCCGGCCCCUCUUCUCUCUUUCCUCUUCGAGCAGAAAGACAGAGGUGGCUUCCUUCGUUCCCUCGGUCUUAAAUACUCUUACCGCCGCCACCGACUUUCUUUCCGAGCCUACACCUAUAUCCUCCCUUCUCUUGCUUGGCUCAUCUAAGCAGAGUUCACAAUGCGUAUCGCUGCUUUGCUCCCGUGCCUGCUGGCGGCCGUUCCCGCCGUCACUGCUGCCGAACAAGGCAAAUUGGGAAUCGCCUUGGGCAACAAGAAUGUCAACGGCCAAUGCAAAACGGUCAGCGACUACGAGGCCGAUUUCGACGCCCUCAGGAAGGUGACUACGCUGGUCCGCACCUACUCCGCCAGCGACUGCGACACCGCCAAGAACAUCAUUCCUGCCGCCAAGAACAAGAAAUUCCAGGUGGUUUUGGGAGUGUGGCCCGACUAUGACGACUCCUUCAACAAGGAUUUCGGCAUCCUGAAGCAGUACGUCCACGGUAACGAGGACGUCGUCUACGGUAUCACCGUCGGUUCUGAGGUCCUGUACCGCGGAGGCCUCUCCCCCGCCAAGCUCAAGGAACGUAUCAUCCAGGUGGUGGAUGAAUUCCCCAAGGUCACCGUCGGUACGGUGGACAGCUGGAACAAGUUCGCCGACGGCACUUACGACGAUAUCAUUGCCAGCCCCAAGAUCAACUACUUCUUGGCCAAUGGCUUCGCCUACUGGCAGGGCCAGGCAAUUGACAAUGCCACCAACACCUACUUCGACGACAUGAGACAGGCCAGGAAGCGUAUCGAGAGCAAAGCUGGCAGAAAGGUCCGCUUUGGCAACGGCGAAACCGGUUGGCCUACUACUGGUGGAACUGACUACGAGAAAGCCGUGGCCAAGACCGAGUAUGCCCAGGAGUACUGGAAGAGCGCCGUCUGCGGCAUCCUCACCUGGGGUGUCGACGUCUUCUACUUCGAGGCCUUCGACGAGCCCUGGAAGCCCGUCAGCAAGGGCGACAACGGCGAGGAGAAGGAUGAGACUCACUGGGAUCUAGAUCCGUCCGUACCCUCCGCCAAUUCGGCGCAUUCUCCGCCGCCGCAUUCCAGAGACCCCUCCCGCCUACGUGACGCUUCAUAUUUGGCUGCUCCGUUGAUCUCAUCGGCCGCAUCCCCCGGAGCGUCGAGUCGUUCGGCCGCUGGCUCCCCCCGGGACCGUAGUGUCACCUCCUCCAACCCGUCGAAUUCCAUCCCGACUGUGUCGAAAUACCGUGGUGCGUGGGAUUCGUCGACGUCGUCCCCGGAGAAUAAAAAAGCGGAGAGCAGCAUCUAUUACACCACCGCCUGGGGCUCACCGUAUGCCGCACCCAGCCCUCGGAGGCUUUCGUGGUCAUUGAGUCAAUCCGCUGGCAUCGAUCGCGGUUCGGGCAUCAGUUCCCGGGCGUCCAUGCGCAGUGGUUUUUAUCACGGCUCCGAAGCAAAUCAUACCGAGUUCCUGAGACCGUCCGCCCCGGAGAGCUCGACAACGCAAUUGUACGGUGGUGACUCGACUCUCGAUCGAUCUCCGCGGCGAGACCUGUUGGGCAGGAAAGGAGGAAAGUCCAUCAAAGACUUCACUCAGGAUUGGAUCAACCAAUAUCUCUCCGGUCAGCCCAGAACCGAACGCAGCAACUGGCUCAGCGACGACUCGGGUAGCGAGGCCCCUUCGUUCUUUACAGCUCAGAACCAUUUCGCAGACGACCCGUCCGACGAUUGGCUUGCUCUAGAACAGGAUUCCCGCGACGAAGACCUCUUGAAGACCCCGACCCUGUCCGACUUUGUCAAGAGGCGAACAAUUGCGACCCACGGGGAAAAUAGUCUUGGGCGUCAACGCACGAAAGACUACCUUCACCGGAGAGCCGAUACCUUACGCCAAGAAGACUUUUGGGGCUUCGCCUACGACAAGGAUCCCCAGCCCAUCACCAUGGCCGACACAAAGGAGGGUCAACCCCCAACAAGCCACCCGGAGCCCAGCCACGCCCCGUCUCCAAACGAGAAGCCGCUUCCCCCACCCCCAGCGGAUGCCGGUAAAGAAGACAACAUCCCAGCGAAACCUGCAGAAGCCACCGAACCGAACGUGACGCAAAAUAAAGUGCCGUCAGGUCGGAAUACCUCAGCACCAGUGCCGAAGAGAAAGAAGAUACUGUGGCGCGGGAAAGCUUGCAUUAUUGGACUUCCACCGGGAGACAGAAGAGGCACGGAAGAAUCAGGCUAUCGCUUAUUGACCGUGGAGGAUGUUGAGCAGAAGCUGAAAGACUGGGAAGAGAAGGGUUACAGCGUCCGUGGAUUCGAUGUCGGCGCGCCAGAGGACAGCUCAGAAGUCACCGAGCUAGGCGGACUUAGUCGCCCGUCUUUCCCAGACACGCCCGAGAACGAAGAAGACCACCAGACAAAAGGGGGCUAUUCCGUCAAAUUCCCGAACAGGGAUGUCUGGGACUCGUACGUACGAGCCCUCCAGGAAGAGAAGUUGCGAGCUCUGGGUGUCUCUCUCGGCGAGGAGGAAAUGCAGCCCUCUGUCUCGCCGGCCAUGAGUCAGAUGGCGCCGUUCCCUGGGAUGGGCCCGUCACCACCGAUCCCGACGGCAUCUGCAGCCAGCAACCCAUUGUCCGCGCCGAACCCGUUCUCUCCUCAUUUCAACCAAUCUGCCAACAACAGCAAUGGCAUUGGUAGUCUGGCAUCCCCCGUCUCGCAUUUCGGUGUUCAAACGCCAUUCUUGGGCGUCGACCAGAAUCUCUUGCCCGGAUACCAUGUCCCCUUCCAGAAUACGCCUCCUGCUCAGGGCACCCUCACUCCUCAGAACUUCUUCAACGCCCGCCAUGCGAACAACCCCGGUCUUCCGGGUACUCUUCCAGACCUGACGUCCAUGUUGUCGCCCGUAUCACCGAUGAAUGGCCCGGGUGCUUUCCACCCGGGAUUGAACGAACAACCAGACCUACAAAAUGGCGCAUUCCACGAGCAACACAUGGACCAUCAUGUUCAGGAUAAUGCGAUGGAAGGCCAUCUAUUGCGUCCCGUUCACACCCCUACAGAAAAUAUGGACAACUUCCACGCCUCGACAGUUGAAAUCGCUCAACCCACACCACGCGGGAGCCAUAGCCGCGGUCACAACCUGAGCGAAACGCUCCAGAAGGGACUUGAUCAGAUCGCCCAGUCCGACUAUCAUCUGGAGGAGUCAAUUGAGAGGCAGCUUGAGGAGGGUGACCAUGAGCCGGCUCACAACUUUGGUGCCCCAGGAUUGAUGCACUCGCAGUGGGCUCUGCCAGAGAACAACAACCGUGACAUUCAGCACCUUCCUCAGCACGUGCAUCAAUUCUACGGCGGGGGAUAUUCUGGCCACAAUGCUCAAGAGGGAUCCGAUAUCGAUACGAACCCCAGUCUCUCCGGCACUCCUCGCAGGCAUAAUCCACUUGCCAGUCACAUUCCCUGGCACUCAUCGAAACCCAGUGGUGGGUCGUAUCCCGGCCACCGCUCGAAAUUGUCAUCGUCUACGCUUAAUGUCGACGCAAAGGAAUUCGACCCGACGGCAUCGACGGCGUCGCAGCAUUUCCCGUUCCAGAACAACUCUUUCCAGUUCCCCAACGCCGGUCACGAUGUGUUCACCUUCGGCUCAGGGCCCGGAUUCAAGCCCCCUGUCAACUCGUUCGAUGCGCCCCCAGCUCCUUUCUCCGCGAGUGGCUCUCACCGUAUGGGCAACAAUGCCGGAUCCGGUGAAUUCAAUUUCUCCUCACCUUCGUUCAAUGUUGCGGCUCCCGUCUUCAACCCGGCCGCCAGCGUCUAUUCCGCCGGGUCCGAGCAGCCUGCUAACAGCAGAACCAAGAUCUUUGACGACGCGGAUAUUUCGCAGGCCUCCAAAUCUGCCAAGAAGUCCAAGGCCAUUCCCAUCGUUCGACCUGAUGACAGUACGCCCGAGAAGAGAGACCGGGAUGAGAAGGCGCCGAGUGGAAAAUCGUCGGACCGUCAUAAACGUGCCCGUCGUGGCGAUGCGCCUUCUGACGAGGAGGCUCCAUUCAGUCCGGGCCAUGCUCUCACGGAGUCCAAUGCUCAGCGAUCCCAGAUCCCUCACGCUCCUGCUGUAGCCGCCGAGGGCAAGGAGAAUGCAGCUCCCAAGAAUGAAGCGGGCACAUUGCCUGUGUCUGCUCAUCUCGGAAAGCCUGAGGAGCGUAAGGACACUCCGGUGAGUGAGGCUUCAACAUGGGCGCCUUCCGGCACCAAGGAAGAGGCAGCAACUGGAGCCCAGGAAUCCGAUGUGAAGGCAACUAAGCAAGAAGACGCUACAGCCGCUCCUGUACAGGCACAGCAACAGGAAGCUCCCAAGGAACAGCCCGCGAAGAAGGAUUGGAGGACCGCGUUAUUCGGGUCGAAGAAAACCUUCACCUUCAAGCCUUCUGUGGCAGAAUUCAUACCAUUUACAGUGGAUCAGCCGAAAUCUGCGCCUGAGCCGCCGAAGAAGAACGACCUUGCGGCUUCUGUUCACGCUGUCGCAAGCCCUCCGCCCUCGCCAAAGCGCGAGACCCCGCCACCUGAGCCGGUGCAGCCGGUGCAACCCGUACAGCCCAAGACCGAUAAAGAUGAGCAGCCGGAGCGGGUUACCAAGUCUGACUCCGACGCCGACUCGCCCGACGAGGAUGAGCUCAACGCUAUCAUGGAGCAACUCAAUGAAUCCGACGCUGGAAUCGAAAGGGUCAACACCCCCCAGACUGCUGCGAACCGCGGUCCCCAGACAGCAGCGCCCGGACCUUCGAAAGAGAAACGACACGGUCCUGCGGGCAAUAGAAGCGACCCGCCCAGCCCGAGCCCCGGACGAGGACUUGUCUCGCACGCAUUGGAUGUCCCGAAACUGGAUUUCGAUGCCCAGUCUCAUUUCGCGGCUACUCCUUCGAAGGGCUUUGCGUCCGGCAUGCCAUCGCCCAUCCGGAAACUCAUCAGCCAGAACGAUCAGAUCAGCGACUGGGAUGACGUGAUCACGUCCGGUGAGGAAGAAAAGCUGGAGCAUCGGAGCAAAUUCUUUGAUCGUCGUAUUAACGAUCUCGUUGGAUCUGUGGUCGACGAUCGGCUGUCCCCGCUUGAGCGUGCUCUCAGCGCUAUUCAGCAGUCCGUCUCAGCGAUCACCCUGUCGACUCAGAACAAGUUGACGUGGAGAAGCACGUCCGCCGAAGGGGAGGAGAGCGACGCCGACGACGAGGAUGACGAGUACGAUGACAAUGCAUCCUACCGAGAACGGUCUCCUCACCCCAGAGAUCGCAAGCUUGAUCGGUUGAAGAACGUCAUUCUGGAGGUACUAGCCCAGCGUGACACGCAGGAGCCCGCAGAGAAGCCCGAAAACACCGAGCUGGUGCAGCUCCGCGACAGCGUCGCCGAAUUGCAAGCUAUGACCACCGAGAAACUGGCCCACGACCCCACCGCCGGCCUGCGAGAAAUGCUCCAGGAGGUGGUUGCGAACCAGUUCAGCGUGCAAAAUGCUCGCCCGUCCGACGCUGACGAGAUUGGCGCCGACAGCCUGAUGCUCCAGAUUGACGGUCUGAAGAACAUGCUGAGACUGACCGAUGAAAGGGCGGAACAGGAGUACAAACUGCGCAGAGAAGCGCAGGACUCCAUGGCCGAGCUUCAGCGACUGCUGAAGGACGUUGAAGACGAUGCCGCUCGCCACAGUGGAGCUGCGGAGUCUGCCGAAGCUCGCUUCCUCCAGUUCAAGGAAGAGAAGAUUCCCUACUUCGAAAAGGUUCAGUUCCGGGCCGAUUCGCUGGAGCAGGAGCAUGCCAAGCUCAAGCUGACCUUGGCUGAAAUCUCCUCGAAGAACAUUGAACUCGAGGGCACCUUGGACGAAUACCGCGUGUCUAGCGAUAACUGGAAGCGUGACAGCGAGCGGUCGAAGGGUGAACUCGAGGAAGUCAAGGAGGAGAACAAGAGCCUGCGUGGCUCCAUCGAUCAUCUCAAGACCCGCAUUGAAGACGGCAUGAGCAUCCGGCACAACCUCAGUGAGAAACUGGAUCGCCUUCAGGACGAAAUGGCCACGGCCAGCGGUGAUAUUGCUCGUGAGCAGGCUAACUGGCGCCGACGGGAGGAGGAGCACGUUGCCCGGUAUAACGAACUCAAGGCGGCUUACAGCCGAGAGCAGAAGCUCCGCGAGAAGCUCGAGGUGGAUAUCAGCGAGCUUGAGCAGCAGGAGCGGGAGGCAGCCAAACUGAAGUUCAUCUUCGGGCAAUCCCAGCAAGAGAACGCCAGGCUGGAAGAGCUGGUCGCCAACCUGCGGGUCGAAAACCACGACAUGGAACUCAAGGCGGCCCGUUUCGAGCGCGAGUUCAACGAGGCCCGCGAGAGCAGCCGGGUCGAGAUCCAACGCACCCGGACCUCCAUGGAGGCCGAUGUUGAAGCGGCUAAUAGCCAGGUCAACAUUGUCCGCGCCGAGUUGGAGGCGCAGAUUCUCCGCCUGCAGAGCCAGAUGGACAACGUGCGACUGAACAACGACACCGAACGGGAACGCUACGAAAUGCUGCUGGAGGAGGCCACCGAGACCAAGGCCACCGCCCUAGCUGCGGCGGCUGAAUCGCGGGAAAUGGCCGUGGAAGAACAGCGCAGUAUGCAUGAGCGCGUCCUCAAUGACCUGCGGGAGCGCCACGCCCGUGCCCUGCACAACUCGUCCGAGGACCGACAGCGCGCCGAGUCCCAUCUGGUGGAGAAGUUGGAGUUGUCGGAUGACAAGGUUCACCAUCUGCAGGAUCGCGUCCAGCACCUGGAAGACAAGCUGGAAAUCGCCCAGUCGGCGGCUCGUGCCGCUGCGGAAGCUGCCCAGAUGGCCAAGACCGGACCUACUUCCGCGCCUAUUCCCACGAUGCCCGUCAACACCCCGUCCAUGUCGUUCAACGGAUCUAUGGUCCCCGAGAAGAUCUCCCCACAGGCCCUGCGCGAGUCUAUUCUUGUGCUCCAGGACCAACUGCAGCAGCGUGAGGGUCGUAUUGACGAGCUCGAGCAAGAAGUUGCCUCUGUGGAUAAGGAUGCUCCUAACAAGCUGAAAGAGAAGGAUACGGAGAUCAACUGGCUCCGCGAACUGCUUGGAGUCCGCAUCGACGAUCUCCAGGACAUUGUCAACACCGUGUCGCAGCCCUCGUUCGACCACAACGCUGUCCGAGACGCUGCCAUCCGUCUGAAGGCCAACCUGCAGAUGCAGCAACAGGAGAAAGAAAGGGCUGCGUCAGGACAGGGUCUUCCCAGCCUUCCGUCGCUUUCCGAGAUCCGGGCAUCCCCUCGAGCACUCCCUCUCGCAGCGGCUGCAGCAUGGGGCAGUUGGCGCAAGGCCCGUGAGGGGACCAACAGCAACACCUCCAACCACACGCCCUCCAAGCCGAGUCACGCGACUGCUUUUCUAUCCGGUCUCCUGACGCCGCCCAACUCCAACCGACAGGGUCUCAAUGCAUCCGCAUCUGGCGCGAGACGGUCGUCGGAGAGUCGCCCGCUCAGGAGCGUCAACAGCACGCCUCGACCGCUGUCCUCGCGGGCAGCUGGCAAGAUGCGCGAGCCUCCAAGCACGCCCCCUCUUCUCCGAAGGUCCAGUUAUGACCACGAUGCAGAGCCCACCGACUACGAUGACACCUACGGAGAGGCCUAUGGAGAGGGCUCUCCGGGGGGAGAAAAUGAAAGUACAGCCGAUGGAUUGGUCUCUGCGUCUCCACGGGAUACCAACGAUGGGCCAUUUGGACCGCAAAUAACCGCAUAGACAGAUUUCCUUUUUCUUUUUUUUUUCAUAUCUCCUUUCUAUCUCAGCAGAUACCUUAGCAUUUGAAAUUCUUUUUGAGACUGAAUCGUUUUGACUUGUGACAUUAUGCUGUUUCCCCAGUUACUCCUCUCUUUUAAUCCGAUAGUUUCAAUUGGUACUUCAGACUGUUUUUUGCCCUUCUUGUAUGUGAUAGUGGAUACUUUUUUUUCUUCCAUCUGAUACCAUUGUCUCAUCGCGUUUGUACAAACCGUGCGUUACAUAUUGAUUUAACUUGUCAUUCUUUUGAUUUCUACUUCCUACUUUCCAUUGUGUCAUUGGUAUUUAUUUUCUUCUUUCAACGUCGAGGUUCGAUGUGUUUCUUUAUUCAGAUUGGUGCCUUCCCCGGUCUUUCUUUUAUUUUGGCUUUGCUGUUGGUUUUCUUCUUUCUUCUUUGCCGUGGUGCUAUGUAGAUACCCU